This is a messenger RNA of Aspergillus steynii IBT 23096, 829 nucleotides long. RefSeq lists its product as uncharacterized. Bases 8 to 829 code for a protein of 273 amino acids. Lineage: Eukaryota; Fungi; Ascomycota; Eurotiomycetes; Eurotiales; Aspergillaceae. The record is from RefSeq and is a predicted model, not a curated record. The transcript is spliced from 2 exons.
CUGGGAGAUGUUGCACGUGGUUAAGCUACGUGCAACAAAGAAGAGGGUGAACAAGGAGAGUCAGGUGAAGCUCGAUAUGGAGGAUCAGGAUAAGGCGCAGAACGGCAAGGGGAUUGUUCCGGCGAAGCCUGAUGGGGAGGGUCAGGAUAGGGUGCAGAACGAUGAGGAGCCAGUUCUAAUGGAGAUUGAUGAGGGUCAGGAUGGGGCGCAGAACGGUGAGGGGACUGUUCCGACGCCUGGUGGGGAGGGUCAGGAUAGGGUGCAGAACGAUGAGGAGCCAGUUCCAAUGGAAAUUGAUGAGGUUCAGGAUGGGGCGCAGAAUGGCGGGGGGACUGUUCUGAUGCCUGGUGGGGAGGGUCAGGAUAGGGUGCAGAACGGCGAGGAGCCAGUUCCAAUAGAGAUUGAUGAGGGUCAGGAUGGGGCGCAGAACGGCGAGGGGACCGUUCCGACGCCUGGUGGGGAGGGUCAGGAUAGGGUGCAGAACGGCGAGGAGCCAGUUCCAAUGGAAAUUGAUGAGGGUCAGGAUGGGGCGCAGAACGGCGAGGGGACCGUUCCGACGCCUGGUGGGGAGGGUCAGGAUAGGGUGCAGAACGGCGAGGAGCCAGUUCCAAUGGAAAUUGAUGAGGGUCAGGAUGGGGCGCAGAACGGCGAGGGGACCGUUCCGACGCCUGGUGGGGAGGGUCAGGAUAGGGUGCAGAACGGCGACGGACAGGAGAAUAUCGAUAAUAGCCCUCGAGACUUGCUAAUUAAUAAUAGAGUUCCAACUUCUAUUCAGAUCAACAUUGUCUACCAUGGUGGCCAGGAAAGGGUUUUCGGUUUUGGCGGCUGA